AUGAAAGUCAUCAAUCAUAUCCAGUUGCAGUCGGCAAAGUUCGAUCUCCUCCGCAUGUUGCUGUCAAAGAUGCGUGAGAAUGUUGAAGAGAUGGGAUUGACUGGAGAUAUGCAGGUUCACGUCAUCGAAGUGAAACCCAUACCAAAUAAGAUGCCCCAGCAAUCUAUCGAUGACGCUUUUGGUGAGGUUGCAAUGCCAAGACAGGCCUUUGGACAGUGGCGAAACAGUGAUGAGGAGAACAAUGAGAUAAUGAAUCGCUGGGACGGACCACAGUGGGGACAGGAAAACAGAUGGCCCCAGGAGAAUCACAUGUUCGAGCCCUUCCAAGAUGCUCCCGGAGAACCCCAAGAUAGAUCACGCAUCAUUAAUGAGAACCAAACACCUCAGCGAGUUGUGACGGAGCUUUUUGGAAACACUGCACCUGAGGUUAUUGGACACAUGCUUGGACAGAAAAACCCACCAGCUCAACCUUGGCCUCAACCUUGGGCUAUGCAGCCACAAAUGUGGGAUCAGCCGCAUUGGGAUCAGCCUCUGAUGCCUCAACAGGCUCCACCCAUGGUCUACUUCUUCAAUCCGAUGCCGCAGCCACAACAGCAGUUCCAGCAGCAGCCACCACCUCCACCAGUUUUCCAGCCCAUCGCAAACCAAAAUCAGUUCCCACUCCCGGUUCAAAACCAGCUUCAGGCUGCUAUUUUGCCUCAGCCGUUUCCGAUCGACAAUAACAACAAUGUGAACGCAUUCAAUGAGAACGCAAUGAAGCCGUGGUACAUGAGUGGAGACGAUCAGAGAUGGCAACAGACAUGGGAAAACAACAACAAGAAUACGGCAGUCGUUGGACAAGGAGUAGUCCCGCAGCCUGCUCCUGAACAGCCAGCAGGGCACGACAGCGACGGCAUUGAUGGCUUCCCCAGAGAG
This is a messenger RNA of Ostertagia ostertagi, 915 nucleotides long. The record is from the annotation of a GenBank genome assembly. NCBI's taxonomy places the organism in Eukaryota, Metazoa, Nematoda, Chromadorea, Rhabditida, Trichostrongylidae.